This is a messenger RNA of Heterotrigona itama, 6854 nucleotides long. NCBI's taxonomy places the organism in Eukaryota, Metazoa, Arthropoda, Insecta, Hymenoptera, Apidae. The record is from the annotation of a GenBank genome assembly.
AUGUUGUCGUAUAAAUUACAAUCGAGAUUACAAUCGCGGUUGAGCAAGGUCCUUGGUAUUUUAUUUAUCCUUGUUAAUAGUUCGCGAGAGUUCUACAAGGUAUAAAAUAUAAGCGAUUUAAAAUUGAAUUUCUUAAGGUUGCCUAAGGCAAAUUCUUAUGUAAACGUUUCUUUUUCUUUUUUCUUUUUUGUUAGAAUUAUUUACUUACGAUAUCGAAUUAGAAUUUAAAUUAUUAAUUUAAGCUCAAGGGUAAUUUAAUCUUUUCUUAAUCAAUAGAAGAUAUCGAUCGAAUGCAGUGACAGAUUCUAGUUAUACAUUAUAGAAGAAUGUUCUUCCAGUCGCCGAAAUAGCUCAGUUGGGAGAGCGUUAGACUGAAGAUCUAAAUGUCCCUGGUUCGAUCCCGGGUUUCGGCAGGCACUUUUUUUUUUUUCAUUUCACCAUAUUACUUCCAGACACAUCCAGAAACUGAAAAAUCACUUUCAACGUCAUUCUUUUAAUUUAUUUCAAAUAUUUUUAAGUGGCAAUAUUGUCGUAGAUUUGUAUAUUUAUUUCUAUGUUUAUUGAUAUUACUGAAUGAUAAGUUCAUAAUACGAAUUUCAUAACCUACCUUUUGAAGAAAUGAUACAAAAAUUAUUUACAUAUAUCUACAUUCGAAUACUUUUACGAGUUUUUAGAAAAAAAAUUAGGUUUUACGCAAAAGUAAUAAACGAUUGAUUGUGGUUGUUCCUUAAGAAGAUGUAAAUGAAAUUAUUUACUCGAGUGUUUGGCAGUCUUCUCGUUAUGACAAAGAAAUAACAAUAGGAAGUAAUACAUUGUAUUUUGUUACAGAAUCAUGCUCAGGAAUAUAUCGAAAAUGGCGUAUCUCGAAGUAAUCCUGUUUUUAUGUAAGUACACGAUCUUCCUCCUGAUUCAAUAUCAGUCCUUUUUUAGUUUACGUUACACAAAUAUUACUUUGGCGUUUCAUUCAAUGUCGAAACACGGGAAACGAAUAUCAUUUUUCCAAUCUUUGUUUCUUUUUCUCUCUUUCACUGUGAUGUGGACGCUUACGUGUGGACUCGGUUUUUCAGGUUCAGUGGUCGCUUUCAUGGUCAGCAAUUGUGAAGCCGAGGUGACUACGAUUGUUAAUUAAACAAUUUCUACCAGAAACGGUGCAAAACAGAGAUAUUAUGAAAACGAGUCACAAAAUAUAUGUCAGAGAAGAUGCAAAAUUACAUUUCUCGUAAAAUGUAGUUAAUUGCCACUUGACAAGUGUCAAACGAGAUCUAACCUAAUUAUUCCAAUUACACUCUGAUCCAGUGGUGGCCUAACCAAACUUUUGUACCCUCCUCUUUUUCUUUCAAGCGAGCUCCGACGCAACACUAAAUUAUUUUAACGGCAAAGCCGUGUUUAUAAAUACAUAUUUAUAAUUUAUAAACAUAUUUAUAAACGUGCAAAUAUGGUAUAAUGGUAAACAUAUUUAUAAAUAGUAAAUAUAUUAAGUAUUAGAGUAAGAUAUUAUUAUUAUUUGUUAGAAUAAUAGUAAUAAAUUUAAAGAUAUUAAUAAAUAGUAAUAAUAGUAAUAAAAUUAAGAUAUUAUUAUUAUUAUUGUCAUUUGUUAGAAUAAUAAUGUAAUGAAUAAAUAAUAAUAAUCAAUUUAGAAAUAUUUAAUAUUUUAUAUUGAAUAUUUACAUAUUUUAAAUAUAUAUUAUUUAUGUAUUUUAUUGUAUAUAUAUAUAUAUAUAUUAUACAUAUUUAUAUACAAUUUUAAUUAUUUAUUAGUGUAAAUAAUAACAACAAUAAUAAUAAUAAUUUAUUACUCAUGUUUAAUAUUUAUAUACAAUUUUAAUUAUUUAUUAGAGUAAAUAAUAAUAGUAAUAGCUUACUCCAAUAUUUUUAUUCUAAAUAACUUGGCUCUAUGCGCCACUAGAAAUCAUGAAAUGCACCAUUAGCGGCACACAGUGGUUGGCCAUCGCUGGUCUAAUGGCCACGUGCCCUGGGAUACUUAAUCACAUUGCUUGAAUUGCUUUCACUUGCAGCCAGAGGCUAGUAACGAGAAGGCAAAUCUGCCGAAACUCUCGUUGGGCUUGUCGAGCAUAGAGGCAUCGAUAGAGAACGAGGAGUCAUUGAGGAGAAUAGUGAAGAGGCUGGCACCGGAGAAGAAUGGCGAGUACCAAAUUUAUCAAGGCGUGACAGGACAGCCGGGUGUGGACUUUCCAGCCCUGACGACGAUCCCAGCCACUUCGUUCAGCUGUCGCGGUCUGAAAGGUGGUUACUACGCGGACUUGGAGACGAAUUGUCAAGUGUUCCACAUUUGCGACAACGGACGAAAGAUCUCGUUCCUCUGCCCGAACGGCACGAUCUUCCAACAGUCGCAGCUGAUUUGCGAUUGGUGGUUCAAGGUGGACUGCAGCAAGUCCACGGAGCUGUACGAGCAAAGUAGCGAGCAACUGUUGGAGGAGGAGCGACGGCGAGCCGAGUCGCGGAAAUCGAGAUUGGAUUAUCAACAGUCGAUCGAGUCUGGCGGUCAGCAGGACUACUACGACGUUCAGAGUCUCAGCUACGACGGCAAGCAGAACGGGAGGAUCAAACCGUACGAGGAGCGAACGCAGGAGAACCAAGUGCAAUCGAACAGAGAGAGGAUCAAAUCCUCCCGAUACUUCGACUCUUCGAAUAACUUCAAUAGCCAAGAGUCGAGCUCGCGAGAGAGGGACGGCGAUCAAACGUCAUUCACCGCGAGUGGGAUUCAACGAAAGCAGCAGCAGUUCAAUCAAUUCGCGUCAAGGAACACAGAGGACGAGGUGAACGUGAACAGGCAUUCGACGACGAGCGGCAGUCAGCAGUCAGAUUACUACAGCACACCGAAGAAAGCUCAGACUUACCACGUCACCAACAGAAACUCGAACAGCCAACGAGACGACAAGGGCGCUUUGAAGAGGUUGAAGUUCAAAGGCCAGAGCAGAGGUAACCUCACGUCGCAGAGAGUCACGCCAGCUUACACAGAGUCGACGACGUUCAGGGGAGGCAACACCAGCCCCGUGAAGGAGUCGCAGCAGUUCGCGGAGAGCGCCGCGUUCGUUAGUAAUCGUGGCAAUCGGUUCAACGAGAACACCGGUAACACGCAUCAGUAUUACUAUCAAUUGUACAUCAAUCGCGAUCCAACUACGAGGAGUCCUGCCUAUGACUCGACCACGACCACGACCACGUGGAGACGGGGGAACAACGAGAACGACGUGUCCACGCAGAGGAACGACUACUCGUUCUUCACGGACACGGGGUCCACUUAUUACGAGACGACCACGCAAUAUUCGACUCCUGAACCGUGCAACGACGAGCUCACGACGGACAAUAGUCCCCCGAGCCAUACGUCUACCUACGUCGAUACUCAACCGACCACUGAAUCACUUCUGUUUGCCAAUAGUAACUACGAGUACCGUGGAAGCCUGAGGACCACCGGGACUAACCUUCGGAGCAGUUUCGUUAAUAAGAGUUAUUACAACAGUAAUAACAAUAGUAACAGGGAGAGCAGCAGAGCGACUGUCGCGAGUAACGCAGGAACGAUUCCGCCAACGACUCGUUCCUACGUGACCACGGACGCCUAUCGUCAGAACACCAUCACCCCGAGCACUUCCUCGCAGCAAAGGUACACCGCGAACUAUGUUUCUGGCACGCCGACCGCAUCCUUUCGCGGCAGCAACAGCUUUGGACGCAGUACGGAGAAACCAACAACGACCCGAGCGACUACGACCGACGCGUUGAAACUGACCAGCAAGAGUCCAGUCACAGUCUCGCCGGGUUAUCGGCAAAAUUCGAUCGGCACGAUCGCCGAUAGCGGCCAGUCGAAGAGAUUGAACGUUGACACGAAACUGACCAGCAAAAAUCCAAGCACAGUCUCGCCGGUAGUCUAUCGGCAGAACUCGAUCACCACGAGCACGGAGAAGCCUUCUCGAAGCACGGCGGCUUAUCAACCGAACACCGUCACCGAGAAAGAUUUGAGUCCCUACGACAGAAGCUUCACGUACAAACAGGGCAAAGUGAUGUCCACCCUGGGUCCUUACGUGCCGUUUACGAGGAACUACGCGCAGCAAACGUCCAGCGGUGCUGCGAAGCCGACUCCGUACACGGCCACGGUGCCCACUUUCACGACGAGUUACAGCUCUUCGGGGACGAGGGCUGUGACGCCGAAGUUGAAAUAUCCCACGCCAACGUCGUUGGGUAAGAUCAAGUCGAGGGUUUCCGAGAGGGAGCACGCGCUGAGUAUGCUGCACUCUCUGAAGAGUCUCGAGCACACGGUGCCGAGUUUGUCAGACGUGUUUAGGGGGAACGAGAGAGUGUCGAACGUUUCCGCUCCUCCGGCUGCUUCGACGUUGCACUCCUUGGCGCUCUAUUUCUCCACGGCCACGGAGAACUUCGAUUCGAACGAAACGACGGACUCGUCGGUCAGCGUGGAGUCGGUUAACGCGGAGGCACUGUCGAAGAGGAGCAACGGGACGGUCCAGGUGCCGACCAGUCUUUUAACUAGGCACACCGUCGACUCAUACGCGAAACUGUUCAAGCUGAGCAACGAUGAUGUGGAGACGAACAACGUGACGACGGAGGAUCGCUCGGACAAUUCCUCCAGCGAGGAUGACAGCUCGGAGGACGAUUUGGAGCUUCAACAAAGCGGCGGCUCGUUGGACGAUCUUCGAAGGUCGAACAGCACCAGGCUGCGAGAGUUGGCCCAGGUGUUCACGCACGCUCUGUCCGCUUACUUGUUGGACCCGGACUCGUUCAAGAGGGUGCUGACAGAGAUCAGACCGACCGAGCCGUCGAGAACCACGGAGGAGAGCGGGGAUUCGUGGAGGACUACAACUCUGUAUCCGACAACCGGAGAAGACGAGGAGAACACCUCCUCGACCAAGGAGAAGGACGAGGUCUUAGACUUCUCUGACGAUGGCAACGACGUCAGACAGAAAUUAACCACCGUUUAUCCCACCACCUACGAACCGCCCACCACCACCGUUCAAGAAAGCGUCUACGACACGCUCAGUACGUUACCGAGCACUUACUACGUUACAACUCCCAGAGUGUCUUCAUCUCAAGACGCGCUCGAGUACAGUACGAACCCUGUGACGAACGCGUACCUCGAGACCUCCGAGCCUCCCACGGAGAGCACGUCCACGUUGGAGCCGAACAGCACGCCGUACGCGAGUUUCGACAGUCAGACUAACGAGGUUACGAACGAUCCGUUUGACCUGGACACUGGGAACCAGAGCCGCGUCGGGGGUUUCCAGAACAACAGCGUUACAACUGUCGCGGAGCCGGUUGAAAAGUUACUCGUCACCACCCCCAUAAGCGACAAUUACGUAGUCUCACCGAUACCAUUCUCCCCGUCCAUGUUCGUGCACAUGGCCACCUACAACUGGAACAAAAAGUCGACGAGCAAGAAGCCCGAGCAGCAGCUCACACCUCCGUUCUUCGACAAUCACUUGGAGGCAGUCCGAAAGGCCUCCUCUUCGAGAGUUACUGCUGAGAGUUACUCCAGUACCCCCAUGUCCACCACUCUGGAUCCAUUCUCGGGCAAGAGCUACGGAACGUCGACUCGUGAGAGCUCGCAAAAGAACGCUCGUCACAGGUUGUUAGUCGAGUCGAAGGAACCGAAAUCUGGAUUCUCGCUGCCGACGUUACGAAGCAGUUACACCAAGUUCCGCGACCUUUACAAUCGCAUAACGGACGAGCGUGACGUGGAAGCUACGACCACGACAGCGCCCGUCACCGAGUCGACCACGACGAACAGCGUGGACACCACACCCUGCGCGGAUGACGAUUCUUCCGAGUCUGUGGACCAGAGGGAAGACACGAAGAUCGAUCUAGAGAACGAUCACUGGACUUCGUCACCGGCUGUCACCCACUUGUGGGAGACCUCGGUGUUCGUCGACCCUCAGAGGAUCAAUCACGACUUGGAGUCGGAUCUUGCACCUUCCACCGUUACGACAGGCACGUUCGGGCGCACGCUUGAUAGCGGAGAAAGAGAGGAGUACGAGAACACGCCUUCCUUAGGCGAAGACGUGUCGAGCAGCUCGGAGGAAUCGUUCGUCAGCGAGGAGGAAGACGCGCCAUUCUCGUCGCAGAGACUCUCCAGGGACAAGGACUCGCCUACGACGUUCUCUCUGCUCCCGACGUCGUUCACCUCGUCCACCGUCGACAACGCUAUCACGUCAAAGCCGUUGAUAACUACUCGCAGCAGUAGUAUCACCACGACCAUAACGUCCUCCAUAACGUCCUCUUCGACGAACUCGGAUACACCCGUGGGUUACACUUCGUUGCUACCCUACACGGGCGUAGCUGCGAGUAAAUCGAACGGGACUGAAGGCGAGAUCGCGGAGAGACUGUUCGGCAAAUUGAACGCCUCGAGCACGGACGCGUUGAUGAGGGUGAUGAAACAGGUGGACAACAACGAGACUGUUCGACAGCUCGUGUUGCUCUUGAUACGACACUGCAGGGACCCGGCGAACAACACGCUUCAACGCGAGAGGGAGGAGCUGUUGAACGCGUUGCUUCGACUUCCAGUCAACGAGUUCUCGUCGCAGGAGUCGAGGAACGCGGUGGCCGGGAUCAAUCAGCUCGGUUUGUCCAAUCGCGCGAGCAGUGCCUCCACGACUCCUUCAACACCAUUGGUGCUCACCGAUCCGCCGGUCACCACGUUCAGGAGUAGAAAGAGCCGGAGAUUUCGCACCACCACGGAGAACUCGGCGAGCAUCGUCAGACGAUCGGAAAUGACCGCGACAUCCACCGACGAAAAUAAUCCUCCGCUGGGCGGCGAGACAACGUCCGCGUCCGACAACAGGGCCCUGGAACUUCUCAGAUCGUUGUACACGAUAGCUACCAAAUGGGGGUGA